Messenger RNA from Odobenus rosmarus divergens (Pacific walrus), 1337 nucleotides. It is a transcript of the gene GPRC5A, whose product is annotated as G protein-coupled receptor, family C, group 5, member A. Gene Ontology annotation, molecular function: protein kinase activator activity; sevenless binding; G protein-coupled receptor activity. The coding region runs from base 1 to 1074 and encodes 357 amino acids. NCBI's taxonomy places the organism in Eukaryota, Metazoa, Chordata, Mammalia, Carnivora, Odobenidae. The transcript is spliced from 3 exons. Gene Ontology annotation, biological process: G protein-coupled receptor signaling pathway; visual perception. Gene Ontology annotation, cellular component: plasma membrane; intracellular membrane-bounded organelle; signaling receptor complex. The record is from RefSeq and is a predicted model, not a curated record.
AUGGCCACAACAUCCACUAGUGGUUGCCCCUCAAGCCUGGACGCCAGGUACCACAGACUUUGUGAUACCACUGCAAUUUGGGGCAUCGUCUUAGAAGCAGUGGCCGCAGUUGGAGCUGUGACCUCAGUGGCCUUCGUGUUCGCUCUCCUGAUUCUCAUCUGCAAGGUGCAAGACUCCAACAGGCGAAAAGUGCUCCCGACCCAGUUUCUCUUCCUCCUGGGCGUUCUGGGGAUCUUCGGCCUCACCUUUGCCUUCAUCAUCCAACUUGAUGGCAGCACAGGACCGACCCGCUUCUUCCUCUUCGGAGUCCUCUUCUCCCUCUGCUUCUCCUGCCUCCUGGUUCAUGCUUUCAACCUGACGAAGCUGGUGCAUGGGAGGAGGCCCCUGUCCCUGCUGGUGAUGCUGAGCCUGGCUGUGGGCCUCAGCCUGGUGCAGGACAUCAUUGCUGCUGAGUACCUCAUCCUCACCAUGAACAGGACCAAUGUCGUCAUCUUCUCUGAGCUUUCUGCCUCUCGGCGCAACGAAGACUUUGUCAUGUUGCUUAUCUAUGUCCUCUUCUUGAUGGCGCUGACCUGCCUCAUGUCCUGCUUCAUCUUCUGUGGAUCCUUCAGCGGCUGGAAGAGACACGGGGUCCACAUCUUCCUCACCAUGCUUCUCUCCAUCGCCAUCUGGGUGGCCUGGAUCACCCUGCUCCUGAUUUCUACCUUUGGCCCCGCGUGGGAUGAUACCAUCCUCAGCUCAGCCUUGGUGGCCAAUGGCUGGGUUUUCCUGUUGGCUUAUGUUGUACCUGAGUUUCGGCUGCUCACAAAGCAGCGGAACCCCAUGGAUUACCCCGUUGAGGAUACGUUUUGUAAGCCUCAACUCAUGAAGCAGAGCUAUGGUAUGGAGAACAGAGCCUACUCUCAAGAGGAAAUCACCCAAGGUCUUGAAGAGCUAGGUGAUACGCUCUAUGCUCCUUAUUCCACCCAUUUUCAGCUGCAGAAUCGGACCUCCCAAAAGGAUUUCUCCAUUCCACGGGCCCAGACUCGGACUAGCCCUUACAAUGACUACGAAGGAAGGAAAGACGGCAGUUAGCCGUUCAGAAGAGUGGGACAAACACAGCAAGUCAGCCAAUCGGUGGGGAGUCCCGAGGGAUAUGGGCUAAAUCCCGAGGCACCUGAGGAAACUGUACAAAACCUUUCGGGAAGAACUUGCUUUCCCUUCUGGAGUUUCUGGGGGGCUAACAAGACUCCAGGGCCAAGCACUCGUGUUUUCCCUUUGUCCCAGGCUUGGGAUACUUCUUUUAAGUGGGAGGGAGUCUCCGGCAACUCAGGGUGUGCCCAUUACUGUGCCCAGUC